Molecule: messenger RNA, 2540 nt
Organism: Myotis brandtii (Brandt's bat)
Lineage: Eukaryota; Metazoa; Chordata; Mammalia; Chiroptera; Vespertilionidae
Product: cytochrome P450 4V2-like
Molecular function (GO): iron ion binding; monooxygenase activity; oxidoreductase activity, acting on paired donors, with incorporation or reduction of molecular oxygen
Source: RefSeq, a predicted model, not a curated record
UGUCAGGACUCCUCCCUGGGCCUGAACUUGAAAGGCAGGGGCUGGACCACGCCCUGGCCCCAAGCAGUGGGCCCCAAGGUUCUGGGUCUCAGUCCCCCGCGGAGCCGACCGCUGGCGCGAUGGUGGCCGUCUGGCUGGUGCACGUCGGGCAGAAGCUGCUGCUCUGGGGCGCGCUCAGCGCCGUCUCCCUGGCCUGCGCCACCCUCAUCCUGAGCUUCCUGCAGAUGAUGGCGAGCUACGCGCAUAACUGGCUGCAAAUGAGGCCCAUCCCCACCAUUCCCUGCGCCUACCCCUUCGUGGGACACUUGCUGAUCCUGGAGCGAGGAGGGAAAGAGUUUUUCCAGCAGAUGAUUUAUUACACAGGACGCAACAGACAUGUGCCAAUGCUAAAACUCUGGCUUGGCACAGUACCAGUAAUGGCCAUGUUUAAGGCCGAAACUAUAGAGGCAAUUUUAACUAGCUCAAAGCAAAUUGACAAGUCUUAUCUGUACACAUUCCUACAACCAUGGCUUGGCCUAGGACUUCUUACCAGGGUACUCAAGCAAUGCACAUUUUUAAUAUAUCAGCUGAUACAUUUGCAUCCUGUUUAUAGGAUGAGUGAUUUGGUGCAUCAAAGAAUGAAGACGAUUUGGUUCUGGCAUGACGUUUUGUACCUUUUGUUUAAGGAAGGAAGGGACCACAAAAGGAACCUAAAGAUCUUACAUAAUUUUACCACCAAUGUCAUCAAUGAACGGGCCAAUGAAAUAAAGAGAGAUGAAGUACAUAAAAGUGAUGACAAGGGCACGACCCUCUCCAACAGAAAACGAAAGGCUUUUCUCGACCUGCUUUUAAAUAUGAUGGACGAUGAAGGGAACAAGCUAAGCCUGGAGGCUAUUCGAGAAGAAGUGGACACUUUCAUGUUUGAGGGCCAUGACACAACUGCAGCUGCAAUAAACUGGGCCUUGUACCUUCUGGGUUGCUAUCCAGAAGUCCAGAAAAAAUUAGACAAUGAACUGGACGAAGUGUUUGGGAAUUCCGAUCGCCCUGUUACCUCAGAAGACCUGAAGAAACUUAAAUAUCUGGAGUGUGUUAUUAAGGAGACCCUUCGUAUUUUUCCUUCUGUGCCUAUAAUUGCCCGUGGUCUUAAUGAAGAUUGUGAUGUUGGUGAGAAUUCUUUCAUGAAAGUAGUGGGGAGAGUGGACUUUUCUGUGUCUGUCUUAAUUGCUUUUUCAAAACCAAAACAGAGAAUGCUCACCAUAGGACCAGCAGAAAUAAUUCAACAAAAUGAAUGCACAUCGCCAUGCAUUAUAAACACUUUUGGCUUUAGUCAAAGGUUUGCCAUGAUGGAAGAAAAGGUUGUUCUUUCAUGCAUCCUGCGGCAUUUUUGGGUAGAAUCCAACCAGAAAAGAGAAGAACUUGGUCUGACAGGAGAGCUGAUUCUUCGUCCUCUUAAUGGCAUCUGGAUCAAGUUGAAGAGGAGAAACUUAGAUGCAUCCUAACUCCAUUAUUGGGCUGUGCCAUAGUAGGAAUAAGGUCUUUCUUUAAGAGAAACUUUGCAUUUACAAUGUGUAGAUCAUGAGUUUAAUACUCUUAGUCCCUACACCUAUUUUUUUUCUUACCCCACUUAUCUUGGGGUCAAGUCUAUCAAAGGAAGAGUUUUUAUAUUUUCAUCACCACCAUUAUCUUACCCUUGGUCAUGAUCCCAAACGGUGAGUUAACUGAUGUCAGUACCCAAAUAAACAUAUACAUUUCUCAACAGAGGGAUCCAUAGGCCAAUUCAAUUUCAAUUGACAGACCCAAACGAUAUAAGUUAAUUGAAGUUUCAGAAUUUUUUAAGGUAUUUCUGUUGAACACAAAUAUACAUAUAUACAUAUACAUUCAAUUUGAAAAGGUUAAUUAAAUACUUAGGCUUGAGCUUAGGUUUUAAAAAUUAUAUCAGUGGCAUCAGUUAUGAGAAUAAUUAUGAUGAUGAUACUUUUCAGAUUUUAUCAAGGAGAGCAGAUAAUUUAUAAGUUGACUCAUAAGUUCUGUUCCUAUUUCCCUCUAACCGUGUACUUAUGGCCUUCACUUCAUUCUACAUAACAUCACAAUUACCUUCUCACAUCAUAUAUUAUCGGGAGAGAGUCCUCUUGGUGAUCUCCAGUCCCUCAUAAUGGCUUUUGGAGCUGGAUGCACCUUAGACCUUAUCAGGUUAUACUCCUUUUCAUUCCAAGGAGAUAAGAUCAAUCAGAGGUAAGUUUCUAUCCAAAGUCAUACCACUAGGGGGUGACAGAGCUGGGAAUAGAUAGAGGUCUAAAUUCUAAAUCUCUACUACAGUAUGCUAUUGCUUUAUGAAACUCGGGUCUGUAAGUGGGUGUAUCAUUAGAACACAGAUCUUCUAGAAUUCUCCCAUCAUUAAUGAGAAGAGAAGCUGCACAUGUAUAGUAAUCCAGCACCUUGUUUAGGGUUAACCUUCUGGGAAAUUCAAUCCUCUCGAACAUACCUGUGAAGCUGAAAACUGACACAAAUUCCCUGAAUUUGAAUUCCAUUGACAAUAUUUCUACUCCCUCACUCAGUGACUU